Molecule: messenger RNA, 4679 nt
Organism: Magallana angulata
Lineage: Eukaryota; Metazoa; Mollusca; Bivalvia; Ostreida; Ostreidae
Product: sodium- and chloride-dependent glycine transporter 1-like
Exons: 14
Coding region: 456-2393 (645 amino acids)
Biological process (GO): sodium ion transmembrane transport
Cellular component (GO): membrane
Source: RefSeq, a predicted model, not a curated record
AAUAAAUCAAAGCAGGCGCGCAAUUGUCCGUUUGUGUCUUUGCCAAAUAUUGUAAGUCUUAACACUGUUCGUUCAACUAAUUCGUUUUAAAAACGCGUACAGUCCACUGACUUCUGCAGCUGUUGACAUUGCAACAAGGGACGCUGUUUCCAGCGCACUUUAUACGACAUGUUGCUCAUGUUAUACGACAUGUCUCAAAUAGAAGUUCGCAUAAAGCUACAAACAAAAAGGUGUAAAGGAAGGGGGCGGUAAAACAAGGAAUCCGCCUUGUCCGUACUGUAGAUUGCCCGAGACGGACCUUGCUGAAGUUUGCAUGAUGGGUCACAAUUUUAUUAGUACGCGACAUAUUUGUAUAUGUAUAUCUUUGCUGCUUAUUCAUUGUAUUUAUUUUUUCAUUCCCAUUUAAAGGAAUGCGCACCCUCGACUAUUAGUAUAGUGAAAGAUUCACGGAUUGAAUGUCAGUUCACCUUGACAGAUUUAAAUCGAUAGGUUUAAUCAUGUCCAAAGAAACCAAUGUGUCCAUGGAUGUUCUAGAAAACCAGUCAUCACUACUGGAUUCUGAAUCCGAUUCCUCGGGUCUCCAGGAAAGAGCGGUAUGGGGUCGGAAAAUAGAGUACCUUCUGUCCCUCUUUGGAUACAGUGUUGGACUCGGCAAUAUCUGGAGGUUUCCCUAUCUGUGCAUGAGAAAUGGAGGAGGUGCAUUUUUGAUUCCGUUCUUCAUCCUGCUGAUAUUUUGUGGAGUUCCUCUCUAUUUCUUGGAGGUAUCCCUGGGACAGUUUACUGGAAAAAGUCCUGUGAUAGUUUGGUCAAUCUCCCCUCUAUUCAAAGGACUGGGCUGGCUGAUGAUGACAAUCUCCUUCGUGGUGGCCUGGUAUUACAACACUGUGAUAGCUUGGGUCAUUUAUUAUUUUGUCCAUGCAUUCUUUCCAAAGAUUCCAUGGUCAACGUGUGAUAAUUGGUGGAACACAGAUCACUGCAUCGUCAGUCAUAAGGACAGACUGACACUGAAUAAAACUGCUGUCAACCAGAACCUGACAGGGCUUCUGUUUAAUGAGACUGAUGCUUCCUAUCAAUAUAACAGUACACAUGAUAAUCACAGUUUGACAUAUAACACGGCAGCUCAUGAAUUUUGGCAGUUUAAUGUUCUGAGGCGUUCCGAGGGCAUAGAACACCCUGGUUCUGUUCAGUGGCAUCUAGUGUUGGUUUUAUUUGCCUCCUGGGUUCUAACAUUCUGCUGUCUUAUCAAAGGAGUGCGUUCAGUUGGAAAGGUUGUAUACGUGACGGUCAUUUUUCCAUACAUUCUCCUGACAGUCAUUCUUAUACGAGGUUUGACGCUAGAUGGCGCUAUUGAUGGGAUAAUUUUCUACCUGAAACCGGACUUUACUAAAGUUUUUAAUUUUCAAGUUUGGAUGGAGGCGGGAAUGCAGGUCUUUUUUUCACUUGGCCCUGCCUGGGGUGGUCUCAUUACUAUGUCAAGUUACAAUAGAUUCAACAACAAGUGUAUGAAAGACGCUUGGUAUGGUACAUUAGCGGAUGGCCUGACGAGUUUUUACGCUGGAUUUGUUGUCUUUUCCAUUCUGGGUUUUAUGGCUAAAGAUGCUGGCUUGACUAUGGGAGAAAUUUCAAAGUCGGCUUCUGGACCGGGUCUAGUAUUUGUGGCUUAUCCGGAAGCACUGACCAAACUCCCGAUGCCCCACCUGUGGGGAGUGCUGUUUUUCCUUAUGUUGAUCACAGUUGGCGUGGACAGUCAGUUUGGGAUGUUUGAGACCGUUUCUAGUGGCCUUGCUGACAGAUUUCCAAAGUUACUGAAUUCCCGCAAAGUUUUGACAACGGCUUGCUUGUGUGUUUUCCUCUUUGUUUUCGGAAUUCCCUUCACAACUAACGGAGGGAUAUACCUUUUUCAGCUGAUAGAUUGGUACGCUUCAAGUUUCUGCAUUACGUUUGGUUCUUUCUUGGAAUGUAUCAUAAUAUCCUGGAUCUAUGGCGCAGAACGUUACAACCGUGAUAUAGAGAUGAUGAUAGGGAAACCUAUACCUAUCAUCAUGCGAAUCAGCUGGUGUGCCGUGACUCCAAUAGUCAUGUUGACCCUUUUCCUGGGAUCAGUGGCUAUAUACGAGCCUCCACACUCGGCAAGCUACACCUAUCCGGACUUUGCUAUUGGUAUAGGACUGUUCUUUGCCAUACUGCCUCUGUUACCAAUACCUAUAAUUAUGGUAUCUGGACUGGUCCAUUCAGAAGGAACAUUAUGGCAGAGGAUUAAAACCCUUACUCGUCCGGAUUCAAGCUGGGGACCCAACAGCAAACGCCACUGGCAGACGUACAAAGUGUAUGAAUACAGAGGAGGCGUUGUGGACAGAAUCCGGGUCAAUUUGCUGGGGAACCGUCACCAAUAGGCACGAGGACCAAGGAGGACAAGAACUAUAAAUAGGUCUGGUGAAAUAAAUGGUGACUGAUAAACUGCGAGAAACACAGGAACAACGAAGCGGUUAAACUACUGGGAAAAGUCGUGAUUUUAUAUUUGGUCAAUUUCAGGGAAAACGCAAACAAACAAAUAAGCAACUGAAUAAAAUCACAGAUAUUAUGUGCUUGGUAUGGAUAAAAAUACAUUUUGCAAAAAGGAUCAUAAAUGAUCAUGAUGUUAAAAACAAAAUACUUUUGAUCCAUAUGUUUUAGGGAGUUGUUGAGUAUUGUUUUUGUUUUGUUUUCUUCUUCCGUUUCGGAGUUGGACUUUUUUCAUAUUUUCUUUGUCCAUUUUCGUUUUUGUUUUUUCCAAGAAAGAAGAAAGAUUUUUUAAAGUAACGCCCACUUGUAUAAACCGGGUCGGUGUGAUAAAACUAGAACAUUCGAUAUGUCUUGCAAAAUAAGACCUGUCGUUUGUCAUGCAACAGUCAGUAUUGGGGAAUGUUUCAGUAUAUUAGGUUACUUUAACCCUCUCAUGGGAGAAACGAUACGGGUAUGCUAGCUUUAAGUCUUACAUAGAAAUAAAUUAUGCGUAAUGAUGGUAACCGAAAGUCGAAUUUCUAAGGAAGUCAAAUUUCGUAUACAAUAACAAAAUCGUCUGGCUGUUAAAGAAUUUUUUCCUUCCUUUUUUCUUCUGAAACAAAUCUAUCUUGUUUGGAGGGGAACAAAUUGAAAUGUGUACCUUUAUAAGGCCGUAAAUGCAAAGAACAUGUCAUAUAUCUAAAAACAAUAUUUUUUAUAAACAUCUUUCUUAUAUCACAUGUUAUUUUCAUCAUUAAGAUUAGUAUUAUAGUAAGAAAUUCUUUAACUUCAGAGAAGUAUGGGAAGGAUGUUUUCUUGUGAACUCAAAAGAUUGGAACACGUACAGCUAGCUGCUGCAGGAAUAGUCACCGGUUUUUAAAUAUUUGCCUCUAAAGAUUCUUUCUAUUUUGAAACAAGUUCGAGUACACUAAAUUUAAGACGAAAAAUUGCUAGACUCAAAUCAACGUAUAAGGUUAUCGGAUCCUCAGCCUCCAAGUAUUUUUUUUUUCAUCAUAAAAGUGUCAUCUAUCCUUCAAACAUUAUAAAUGAAAUAAAGUAAAUAUCAAAUUGUUGGAUAGUAUCCAUGCAUUUUAUAAAGUGAUUGCAAUUUUGGCCACGAAUGAUAUAAUAGAAAUAUACAAGCUGAUACCAAAUUAGAAGAAUAUAAAACAGUCGUAUCGGUGCAUCAGUGGCUCGAACCCCUUUACCUUUGUGUAGUAGGUCUCCGUGGAGCCACUAUUUAAGCCAAGCAGUUCGUUUAUUAGCUGUGUGUAAUAUUAUUGUACAAAUAAAAUUAUUCCGCAUGAUUAAGAGUUAUCGAACAUUGCUGGUGAUCGGAGCUUGUUAAGGUUGAGAAAAAAAAUACAACACCCACUUUGUGCAAAACAGUUUCCACGACAAACUUUGUAAUGUAUAACUAAACAAUGAGAAAUUCUAAAGAUUGUUGUCAACCAAAAUAUAGAAACUUCGCCACAACUGCAUAGUAUUACUGGAUUGUGACUUAUUUAAGUAUGAUAUUGUUGAAAACAUUAGUUUGAAGACAUACGUAUUUUAUUAUUUUCCUCCUGUACAAAAUACAUUGUAUGCUGGCUCCAAAGAUGAGCUUUUCAAAUAGAACCAUUUUAACAAGAGCUUGGACUUUGGGCAGUUAUGUCAGACAGCAAUGUGACGUAGGCCUGUCUAUUUCAUUGCUAGCCACUUAGCUAUAGUACUUUGAAACCAACAAGGUUUGUCUGGCUUUUAAGCUAAUACUACGUAAUCUAUGCAUAUUUCAUCCGAAACAGCGUCAUUUUAAACUUGUUUUGUUACAAGAAAUAGAUAGUACCGUUCUAUCGAAAGUCCAAGGUCUUGUUUAAUUAGUUCUAUGUUUUUGCAUCAGUAAUAUAAAUACAUUUAUUGUUAAUGCAGCCGCAUAUUUUGCAAUGGAGAUGUGAUGAGUUUUGUGACUAUGUAUUAAUAUGAGCACUUGUUUUCCCCUUUUCACGUUUUCAUUAAAAAUAUUUUCGAUUUUAAUUACAAGCUUACAUAUGCAUAUAUCUAAUUUGCUAACAGAAAACCUACUUUAUUGUUUGUAAAAGCAUUGAUCUUUAUAUAUAUGACUUUUUAUUUGCAUGCGAAAACUUUGUUUGUCCAUUACUUUAGGUAGAGGGCUACGUAAGUUAUAGAACUUGUACCCAAUCUCAUUGAAAUAUUUGAAA